Plasmodium cynomolgi strain B is the source of this 914-nucleotide messenger RNA. RefSeq names its product 50S ribosomal protein L11. NCBI's taxonomy places the organism in Eukaryota, Apicomplexa, Aconoidasida, Haemosporida, Plasmodiidae. Gene Ontology annotation, molecular function: large ribosomal subunit rRNA binding; structural constituent of ribosome. Gene Ontology annotation, biological process: translation. Gene Ontology annotation, cellular component: ribosome; mitochondrial large ribosomal subunit. Bases 378 to 914 code for a protein of 178 amino acids. The transcript has 6 exons. The record is from RefSeq and is a predicted model, not a curated record.
GAAAGAAAGAAAGAAAGAAAGAAAGAAAGAAAAGCACGUUUUAUGUACUUCGCUGCGUGCUACGCUUGGCAUACUGCUACAUUUCCUCGUGCUGUCACAGGAGAAACCACGCAUAAGCGUGAACAGCAGCACGGAAAGACCCUUUCGCCGCACCCCGAAGGCAGGCAUGAAUGUACCUUCCGACCAUGUAGUGUAGAAAUGUUUCCAAGUGGCCUACAGGUGGGGUCUCUAAUGCAGGGAUGGGGCUGCACAGCAUGGCCAAAGUGCUACUUUCGCAGUCUACGCGGGGGCCUGCAUAAGAGGCGCAUCGCACGAGUUAAGAAGAGCGCAUGGAACUGGAACGCCGGUCUUCCGAACCAACCACUGCACUGUAAACCAUGUCACGAAUAGGGAGGUUCAAUUUAGUGGUUUUGUCUGGCUCUGCGAAGCCCAGCGCAAGCAUUGGACAAACGUUGGGACCCCUAGGAAUAAAUAUGAUGACUUUUUUUAAAGAGUUUAACGAGAGAACGAAAAACAUUUCGAAGAAUGUGCCGAUUCAGGUGACUCUGGAACCUCUGAAUGACAGGACGUACAGAUUUUACCUCAGAACCCCAACGGUCGUCUGGUUUAUCCGACGAUGCGCCAGAGUGCCCAUGUUCAGUCCCACGGCGAAGCACCACACUGUCGGGUCGAUUACGCUAGCGGAGGUUUUCCACAUAGCCAAAUGCAAGCGGAUGGACCCUCCUUUGAUAAAUCUGACCCUCAAAAGUAUUUGCAAGUAUAUUAUCGGCACGUGCAACAGCAUGGGCAUAAAGGUGUGCAGAGAACUGGACGACGAGGGGAAGAAAAAGUACUUCGUAGAUGUUAACCAGCUGGACAAUAUAAAAAAGGAAAUAAGGACUCGGAACAAGCACCAGAAGAGGUCCAAAAAGUGA